This is a messenger RNA of Macrosteles quadrilineatus (aster leafhopper), 3873 nucleotides long. RefSeq names its product transducin-like enhancer protein 4. Gene Ontology annotation, molecular function: protein binding; transcription corepressor activity. The transcript is spliced from 18 exons. NCBI's taxonomy places the organism in Eukaryota, Metazoa, Arthropoda, Insecta, Hemiptera, Cicadellidae. Bases 121 to 2367 code for a protein of 748 amino acids. Gene Ontology annotation, cellular component: nucleus; transcription regulator complex. Gene Ontology annotation, biological process: negative regulation of canonical Wnt signaling pathway; regulation of DNA-templated transcription. The record is from RefSeq and is a predicted model, not a curated record.
ACCUCCGCACAGGAAGCAUCGUAGUGUCGCGCUUGGAUACGUGUAGUGUUGUGUGUGUCGUGUUAUAGUGACGGUGUGUUAGUGUGUGUACAGUGGAUUAUCAUCAUGUGCUGACGUACAAUGUACCCGACUGCGACGAUGAACGCCGCCGCCGUAGCUGCGGCAGCUCGACAUCCGGGCCCGCCUCAGCCUGGCCAGCCAUUCAAGUUCACAGUAGGUGAAUCAUGUGAUCGGAUAAAAGAGGAGUUCAACUUUCUACAGGCGCAAUACCACAAUUUAAAGUUGGAAUGUGAGAAGCUGGCGAGCGAGAAGAUCGAGAUUCAAAGGCACUAUGUGAUGUAUUACGAGAUGUCAUAUGGGCUCAAUGUAGAGAUGCACAAACAGACUGAAAUUGCAAAGAGACUGAAUGCUAUCAUAGCACAAAUCCUUCCCUUCCUUUCCCAAGAGCACCAACAGCAGGUCGCUACUGCUGUGGAGCGUGCUAAGCAGGUUACCAUGACCGAACUGAACGCCAUCAUUGGGCAGCAACGCCCUGACCUCCCCCGUCUGUUGCAACAGAUGCACGCCCAGCAGUUGCCCCAUGCCGGGCACGCACCACCACUGCCCAUGAUGCCUCACCCCGGCUUGCCCGGCCCGCCUAGCACUGCCGCCUCCCUGCUGGGCCUCAGCGGUGCCCUGUCCGCCCCCGGGGCCCACCCCCUCUCCAUGCUGGCCAAACCUGACCUGCACACCAGGGAGGAGGUCAAGUCUAACAGCGGAAUCAACUCUGCUGAAGAAAGACAUAGAAAUUCAAUAUCACCGGCCGAGAGAGAAAAGUACCGACCAAGAAGUCCUGUCGAACAGGAACACAAGAAAAUGAAGAAAGAAGAAAAAGACUGCCAUGCGAGUGAUGGGGAGAAGAGUGACCAAGAUUUGGUUGUGGAUGACGCUAGUGAGGACCCCGUUUCACCACCGAAUGGAACGGCUUCACCAAGAGAAAACGGACUCGAGAAGCUAGCACCGAAAAAAGAACACGUAGGACCUCACAGCCCAAGAAGUGGAACGUCGUCCAACGCCAGUACGCCAUCAACCAAAAAGAUGGAGGAGAAGCCUACAACCCCCAUCAGUAAAUCUGUCACGCCUACAAGCGGGGGUAGCAGUAGUACUGUCGGGGCCCCAGCACUCAAACCUCUAGUCAAGCCCCCCACACUCGCUCAAUACCCCCACUACCUGGCUGGGGCGGGGCCUCACGAGCUACAGGCUGCUGGGGCCUACGGGGCCUUGCAUAACAACCUCCCUCCCGCGCUCAACAGCUACCCUAGACCACCCCUGGUUGGAUAUGACCCUCACUCCCAGAUGAGGGCACCACUGGGACCAGCACUGGGUGGUAUACCUGGAGGCAAACCAGCCUACUCGUUCCACGUCAGUGCGGAGGGCCAGAUGCAGCCGGUGCCGUUUCCGCCAGACGCCCUGAUAGGCCCCGGCAUCCCUCGUCACGCACGACAGAUCAACACACUCAGCCAUGGCGAGGUUGUUUGUGCCGUCACCAUCUCCAACCCUACCAAGUACGUCUACACGGGAGGCAAGGGGUGUGUCAAGGUCUGGGACAUCAGCCAACCCGGCACCAAGAGUCCUGUCAGCCAACUAGAUUGUCUGCAAAGGGAUAACUACAUCCGCUCGGUCAAACUCCUCCCUGACGGUAGAACACUAAUCGUCGGCGGAGAAGCGAGCAACCUCAGUAUCUGGGACCUUGCGUCUCCCACGCCGAGGAUAAAGGCAGAGUUAACGUCGUCAGCGCCAGCCUGCUACGCGCUCGCCAUCAGCCCCGACUCAAAGGUCUGCUUCAGCUGUUGUAGCGACGGAAACAUCGCGGUUUGGGACCUCCACAACCAGACGCUGGUGAGACAGUUCCAGGGACACACGGACGGAGCGUCCUGCAUAGACAUCUCCGCAGACGGGACCAAGCUGUGGACGGGAGGGUUGGACAACACGGUGCGAUCCUGGGACCUUCGCGAAGGGCGACAACUACAACAGCACGACUUCUCCUCUCAGAUCUUCUCCCUGGGUUACUGCCCCACGGGCGAGUGGCUGGCUGUAGGGAUGGAGAACAGUAAUGUAGAAGUGUUACACGCCCUCAAGCCAGACAAGUACCAGCUGCACCUGCACGAGAGCUGUGUGUUAUCGCUGCGCUUCGCCGCGUGUGGCAAGUGGUUCGUCUCUACAGGCAAGGACAACCUCCUCAACGCCUGGCGGACACCUUACGGAGCUUCUAUCUUCCAGUCCAAAGAGUCGUCGUCGGUGUUAAGCUGCGACAUCUCUGCUGACGACAAAUACAUCGUGACGGGCUCGGGCGAUAAGAAGGCAACCGUCUACGAAGUCAUUUACUGACCACGCUCAAAGUCAAAAAAGUGACCGAGCAAGAUCCCUGCGCUGAGUCCCUCUACUUAGUUGUAUCUUACUUGUCAUCGGUGAAUUUGUAUUGUAAAUGACUCAUGUGAUAAAAAUGCACCAAUGAUACAGCAAUCGUUCAGGAAUGAGUAAACAAGUUUUGUAGUGUGGUGAAAAAGUGGUGUAGCUAUUUUUUAAAUGUUAAAUGUAUUGCGUAGGCAAUGACCAAAGAAUCUGAAUUUUGUUAAAUGUUAUUAUGUUUUUGAAAAUCUUCCUUUUGUGGAAUGUGAAAUCACAUUUUUGUUUAUAGAGUGUACAAAUUUAUCUUUCUUACAAAAGAAGAGCUUGGUAUUGGUGCUUGUAAUGUGAACGGACCAUUUUUAAUAUAAAAAAAACAACUAUUUUUCUUCAAGGCUGCUCAGAAGGUAUUUUUUUGACAAAGUUUUAUGUGAAUCAAUAGACGAACAUAUUUAAAUUGUUUAUCUUACUUUUGUAUUAAUAACACCAAAGAAAAAAAAAACAGUUUUUGUUUAUCGACACAAAUCUGCAAGGAACCAUUAUGAUCAAAUUAAUUACAUCUUGUACAAUAAAAGAAUGUAACUAAUAUUUUUGAAUGGUGCAUGCAAAAAAAAUGAAAUUUCUCAUAAUUUGAUAUAAAUGAAAAUCAACCCUUUUUUUGAACAAUGACAAGUAAUAUCUGAUCUCGGAUGAAUAGAGGGCCGAGGUGUACAAUGAAUCUCUUAUAUCCACUUACCAUACUCUUGUACAUUUCUAGACGAGACUAGGUGCUUUAGGUUAACCUGUUUGUGUUGAUCUCCAGUUGUAAGUUUAUUUUCGUUCGACACAGUGUACAGACGUUCGUUAGACGACAGUGCAUUUUGUUUUGUGACGUGUCCGAUUUUUGUACAGAUAAGAACUUAUUAAUGCUGUUUUUCUUCUUUUCCAAGAAAAUGUUUAUGUAAUUGUUUUUAAUUCUGGAAAGUAUUUACUAGUGACUAGGUCUAGAGAUGUUUCUCAAAUUUUUCAUUUCGAACCUUUGAUAUUUUCCACAUUUUAACAGCGAAAGUAACACUGAAAGUUACGUUAAAUUACUGUAAAUAAUAGUUAUAAUUUGUUGGUUGAAGCAGUGUUACGUUAAUGAUUAUGUAAUUAUUUAUCGUUACGUAGAACACUAUUUUUAACAGAAAAUUCGCUAGAUAUAAAAAUGUGCAAAAUAUCAAAGUUGUACUGUACAUUGCAUUUUGCCGUUUUAUACAAUAUUUAUUAAUUUUUCACAUCCCACAUUGUGUUAUUCAGUAUCUGUUAUUGAAAUCGAAAUAGCAUUUAUGUACAACACUGCUUGUGCCGUACAAAGUAUAUUUUUCUGUAUACACCAUAGACACUAUCAGGGAUAGGUUUGUACCGUGUAUAUACGUAUGUUCAUGUACAGCUACGCUAGCGACUAGCGACUCUCCACCGAAUUACUACGCUGGUAAAUCUCAUCAUCUGUUACUAGUAAACACGAUU